AUGGAUUGGUGUUCAGCUCCUUUAUGUUUUGCCGACCCACCUGAUUGGACACAAUUCACCCCAACCACACCUCACUUCGCAAGUACACUCCACCACAUGUCAGGUCUCCUCAACUCGCGAUGGGCCCCGACGCCCUCCGCAACUGUCUCCAGGCCCCAGUACACUCGUCCUCAAGUGAGCGGUAGCAUUCGCUCCGGAGGCCUGCUGCCGCCAGCCGAGGAACUGUCGCGAUUCAUGAAAAUCGUGGCAAGGCUUCGAUGGAAACUCCCCUUCCUGGCUGAGGGCUAUCGGCUCGCGACACUAGAGUCCGAAGACCACAUGGCCGAGGUGUCACAUGCAGAGAUGAUGUUCAAGAUUGAUUUCCACGAAUAUUAUGCGCUGUUGGAGCGCGCGAUCGUGCACUUACUCGCUGUGUUUAAUAUAGCCGUCACGGCGCGGGGUUCCAAUGGACCCGCGAAUGGGACCGAAAAUGGUCCGGUCGGCGUUCAUCGAUACCAUGCCAAUGUGCUGGAGGCGCUGCGGGAGCAGACGACGCCUCUGGCGCCGGUUCUUGGCAGUGGGGUGGUCUUUUCGCAUUUACAGAAGGCCAAGGAGUUACGCAAUAGAUGGAAGACCGCAGACUUGACGGCGGAGGAGAGGGAGAGGCAGGGCGAGCGGACGGAUGUCCUGCGUUUGGCGGACUUUGACUUCGAAGACAUUCUCUCGGGCAUUUUCGCGGGCCUGGAAGAGGCGUAUAUGAGGGCGAAGGAUCAUGUCGAUAAAUGCGUUCGUCCGGAUGACUUGCCGGAUCAGAAGAACUUCGAGUCCGACUGGGGCUUUAUGGUCGAUGCCAUGGACUGGGAGGCUGUAUGA
Messenger RNA from Penicillium olsonii, 852 nucleotides. The record is from the annotation of a GenBank genome assembly. Lineage: Eukaryota; Fungi; Ascomycota; Eurotiomycetes; Eurotiales; Aspergillaceae.